Molecule: messenger RNA, 6138 nt
Organism: Schistocerca nitens (vagrant locust)
Lineage: Eukaryota; Metazoa; Arthropoda; Insecta; Orthoptera; Acrididae
Gene: Wdr24
Product: GATOR complex protein WDR24
Exons: 14
Coding region: 1055-3358 (767 amino acids)
Biological process (GO): positive regulation of TOR signaling
Molecular function (GO): protein binding
Source: RefSeq, a predicted model, not a curated record
UUGGUGUGAUUACUUUGCUGAUAACAUAGAAGUAGUGUAUUAUUGCAUUACAGUAUUUCAUCUUUACUGUACGCACCGAAAAAUAGUGGAAUUGCCCACUAUAGAGGUCAAGUGGCACACUAGUUCAUCGAGUGUAGAGGUCAUGUAAACACAUUAAUUUCUUAAUUUCCGUUUGUGCUGCAAGACAGAAUGACUACUAUCACAUACUUCGUGUUGCUUAUGCGGUGUAGUACAUCUACAUCUAUACUCCACAAAUCAUUGUGAGGUACAUGGAAGAGGGUAUGUCCCAUUGUACCAGUUAUUAGGGUUUGUUCCCAUUCCAUUCAUGUAUGGAAUGUGGGAAUAAUGAUUGUUGAAGGCCUCUGUGCAUGCUGUAAUUAUUCUCCUCAUGGCCCCUAUGUGAGCGAUGGGGGAUUGUAGUAUAUUCUUAGAGUCAGCAUUUAAAGUUGGUUCAUGAAAAUUUGUAAAGAGACUGUCUAGAGAUAGUUUACAUCUAUCUUCAAGAGGCUUCAGUUCAGUUCCUCCGGUAUCUUUGUGAGACUCUUCCAUGGAUUAAACAAUCCUGUGACCAUUUGUGCUGCCCUUCUCUUUAUGCAUUCCAUAUCCCCUGGUGCUCCUAUUUGGUAUUGGUUCCAUACACUUGAGAAAUAUUCUAGGAUGGGUCACAUGAGUGAUUUGUAAGCAAUCACCUUUUUAGACUGAUUGCUCUUCCCCAGUAUUUUACCAAUAAACUGAAGUCUACCUCCUGCUUUACCAAUGAUUGAGCCUAUGUGAUCACUCCCUUUCAUAUCCCUACAGAGUGGUACACCCAGAUAUUUGAGUGCGUUAGCAAAUUCCAACAGUAAAUGUCUUCAAAUAUGGGAUCCAUAUCUACUUCUAACACUGAGUGGUUAAAUUGGUUUCUCCAAACCGGUUCCUAACUGUCAACAUGUAUACUCAAACAAUGAUACUGCAGAAUUCUCCCUCCAUGCUUUAUGAGUCCUGGAAUUUCUCUAGUGAUGUCACUGGAAAUGUGUGGCUUUCAUUAACUGAAUGAUCAAAACAGAAAAGGAACAUGAUGGAAAAACACGAGACAGGUGGACCAGACAUGAAAAUGUCAUCUCGUACGAUGUUUAUCAGUCAGGAGGCACCUGCAAAUGCCCUUGCUCUCAAUAAAGACAAUACUCAAGUUGUAAUAGCUGGAAGAAAUGUUUUCAAGAUAUUCACCAUAAAGGAAGAAGAAUUUGAAGAGACAUGCAAUUUACGAGUUGGCAAGAAUCUUAACCUAAAUUUCUCUUGUAAUGAUGUUGCAUGGAAUGCAGCUGAAGACCAUAUUUUAGCAACUGCUGCAACAAAUGGGGCAGUAGUUGUAUGGAAUUUGAACCGUCCUUCAAGAUCGAAACAAGACCAUGUGUUUAUUGAUCACAAACGUACAGUAAACAAAGUUAGUUUCCAUCCGGCUGAGUCAACCUGGCUUAUAUCUGGGUCACAAGAUGGAACAAUGAAGUGUUUUGAUCUGAGAACACGAGAAACUGCCAGAACAUACCACAGCAACACUGAAAGUGUAAGAGAUGUACAAUUCAGCCCACACAUUCACCACAUGUUUGCUGCUGUGUCUGAGAAUGGCAAUGUGCAGCUCUGGGAUAUCAGGCGUCCUGACCGCUGCUGCCAUCAGUUUACAGCACAUAGUGGUCCUGUCUUUGCCUGUGAUUGGCAUCCAGAAGUGACAUGGCUAGCUACUGCCAGCAGAGACAAAACUAUAAAGGUAUGGAAUCUGAAUGCCAAACCAACACUUGAGUACACAGUUCCUACAAUAGCAUCUGUGGGUCAUAUAAAGUGGCGUCCACAGCGAAAAUUUCACAUUGCCAGCUGUGCACUUGUUGUUGAUUGUAGCAUAAAUGUUUGGGAUGUUCGUAGGCCUUACAUACCUUAUGCUGCAUUCAAUGAACAUAAAGAUGUUGCAACAGAUGUCGCAUGGUGCGGUAAUCCACACACAUUUGUCUCCACAAGCAGGGAUUGCACACUGUACCACCAUAUAUUUCAAGAUGCUACACGACCUGCAAAUAGAGCUAAUCCUCAGUGUAUAGCUUUCAACAAAUGCGGAGAUGUUUCAUAUGCUUGCAAAGUGAAUGUAAAUCAAAACUAUGGUGGGAAGCAAGGUGGUGUAAGGAAAGUUGUGCCACAUAGUGAACAAUUUUACCAAGCUUCGAGCAAUAUGUUCAUGUUUAAUAACAGCUCCAUCCGUGAAACACACUGGUUUUGUGAGUCAGCUCGUCGAUACAUUCUUACAGGACGUACCCUAGUGGAAAUGUGUGAACAUAACGCUGCUGUAGCAAAAAGCCUAGGUAGAACUAAUGUCAGUGUUGUGUGGAAUCUGGUAAAAACUCUAUAUGCAAGUUCCGAUCAACUGCAGGCACCAUUACCAGUUGGGUGUAAUGUUUCACGGGAUGAGUCAGUCUUGAGUGUCGACAUGGUAGAUGGAGAUCAGCGUACUGAAACACCAACAGUUGUAACAGUGCCACAAGCCAGUGGUGAUGAUGAAACUGAGACUGAUGAAACUCCUGACCUGCCAAGGAGGGCUGCUUUCUCGGCUCUCACACCAUCUCAAGGAGACUUUUUCUUUGGUGAGGGUGAGCUGGCAUUAUUAGAUUUUGAACAGUUGACUAGCAACACCAUGGUUGGGCAGCAAGAUUGGACACUACCAAAUGAAGCAUUCCAGGUCCGGCAUGAAAUUCAAGAUCGCUCACCUCCACCGGAACAAUUUCCUAAUCACUCUCCAACAGAAAAUUUAGAUGGUGUCCUUGGACCGCUGCUGCCAGAAGAAUCAUCUGGACACCCUGUUCUGAGUGUCCCCAAUGUGCCUCGGCCACAGCCAUUGGAUCCAUCAGCCAUUGUUGUGGAUGCACUUCGACAUCAUGCUGAGCUUGGCGAUGUCCAGACAGCAGUCUGCGUCCUAGCUGUCUUAGGUGACAGAAUUCGUCGUCAGUUGUCCAGCAUGUUGACAACAGUUGAGCAAGAAACUUGGCUUCUAGGUUACCUGGACUCUUUAUCACGGAGGCGACAGUGGAUAGCAUCAGCACAUUUGACUCAACUGUCUUGGAUCUCAGCAGUUUCACGUGCAAGUCAGCGUUCAACAACUGUGUAUUCUAGUUGCUCGACUUGUCGUAAACCUCUACAACGCGCGGGCUGGCUUUGUGACCGUUGUGGACGACGACCUGCAGCAUGUGCAGUCUGCCAUAGAACAGUCCGUGGAUUGUAUGCAUGGUGCCAAGGCUGUGCACACGGUGGUCACAUCAUGCCUUGCUUGCAACAGUGGUGGGAAAAUGAUGAUCGUCGUGAAUGCCCUGCUGGUUGUGGGCAUAUUUGUCAGUAUAACUGAAUAUUAAAUAUUGUAAGUAAAUUAAGCACUAAAGAGUUUUUUUGUUAAUUUUUUUGUAUAGUGGUAAACAACAUAUGAACUUGUUGACAAGUCCGCAGCACAUUAAUGUUACUAUUAAAUUUAACUUGAAUUACUGCAUCCAACAAGCUCUUUUCAUGCUGUGUGUGCAUAGUGCCUCAGCCCCCUUUCCAAGAAAACACACACAGAGAGAGAGAGAGAGAGAGAGAGAGGGGGGGGGGGGGAAGAGUGUUUAAUCUGUGAUUUUGUUUGCAGAAGUUAUAACGAUAAAUUUUGUCAUUAUUAAGCUAUUACUUUAGAGGAUCCUGCAGGCAGAGAUCAUUAUCAGACAAACUGAAAUCAUGACAAUUUAUACAGGUAUUAGCUGGUAGAAGGCUAGUAUCCUUCCUAACUUUUAACCACAUAGAAGUUUUGUUGGCUAAAAUAAUAUUAAGUUUGAUUUCCUUGUUGUGUGGCUGUUUUAAGUUGCAUUCAAGGUGCUGAACUAAAUUUGUAAAAUCAUUGUUGAAAAUUGUAAUGAUUAUUAUUUAUUGUAACUAUCCUACUACAACACCUAUGAGCUGUGAUGUUGUAGUUGUAGGAUGAAAAUUAUCUGUUUAUAUAUUCUUUAGCCAUCAUUUUUGAUGCAUGGAAAUUAAGUGUUAAAGAUAAUAUACAGGUUGAUUAUGUGAUGAUGAUACAAGCUUUCAGUGAUGUUGGAGACGGGUAAAAGUAUAAAUUUAAGUUAAGGGGCCCUGAUCAGGGAACAACCGAGUCAAAAGUUAUAAGUGAAAAUCGUUCUCAGAGCUGUGACAGUGCAAUACAUGUACCAGUACCUUUGCUAAUAUUGUGGGGCAGACAACUUUCAGAGGUGGUAGUAUGGACUGAAACAAGAAAACAAUGUCUAGCAAACAUGGGCCCUAAAAUGCACACCUUAAGGGGCUCCGGAACGCCCUAUACUUGCAAUGUUAAAAUAACGCUUAUAAAUUACAUCUUUCCUCACAAAGUAUUUGAGGUAGGAAGUUGAACUUUUUACAGAUUAUUUAUUGGAAUAUGGGCUACAACUUAACAAAGGGAUUUUACAAAAUUUUAGUUCAGUUAUUAAAGAUGAUUUUUUUUCAAUUGUAAUGAAAAUUCACAACAUUUUUUUUGCAAUUUUUUAUUUAUAUAUUCAAAAAUAUACAGUUUUUUGGAAAAAGGCUGUGUUAAAUUAUGCAGAAGGUACUGUGUAACAUUUACUGAAAGUUUGAAACAAAUAUGUUUGGAAGAUCCUUAGAAAACAUGUAAUUAGUAUGAGAAAAUAAAAGUUUUGGGAAUCGAGCGACAAAGAUUGGAUUAACUUUUUAGUGCAUUCCAGGUCCAUAGGAUGGAUUAUCUUCAUCCUCUGCAAACUCCUCCUCCAGCUUCCUCUUGUUCCUCCUCCUGUUUACUCUUGCUUGUAUUUCUAGACUCUUUACAGCCCAGUCUGCAGCCCGAAGGCAUUCCUUGUCUAAAGCAAGCAUCGCUCGUACCAUGUUAGAACCUAUCUUCAUUCCCAUAUUUCUAAAUACCUUUGGCUUUCCAACAUUUCUCCUUUUCUUAAAAGCCUUCAGAGGAUUUCUAAUAACUUUACUUUUACUCAUUAUUAUACUUCAACAAAACAGAGACUCAAGAAACAGAAUUAAUUACGAAUAUUUUCGAGAUAACGACAGAGUAAAUAAACAUGAAACAAUCGACAAUCACACCAGCGAUAUAUACUGAACCAUCACAGGUUAGCCACAACACAUACUUUAUCUCACAUCACUAAAAUGUACCUGAUGAACACGGACGUUAAUAAUAACACCAUUUGACAGCAGUUUAACAGCGCCACAGUGGGUCACGUCCAUGUAGAACACAUUUCAAAAAAAAUUUAAAAAUAUUUGUAGUCUUCGGAAUUGAAUAAAUUAUAUAUCUAUUAAAAGGUAAUAGUCUGCAGAUUCAGAAAACGCAAAAAAGUAAAAAUUGAACUUUUCAUGAUUUUGAGCCUUUCCGGAGCCCCUUAAGAGCUAUGAGCACUUGUUCAUCUGUGAUACUUUGUAACACAUCUCUUCUACUACAAGCUCUUUGGUUCCUAUGUUUUUUGGAAGUAAUGUGGAUCAGAGAAGAAAAAAUCCAGUAAAUAUAGGAUCUAAAAUGCAUACUGUAAAAGGUAUAGCUUCAGUAAAAGAAUAACAAUGAUGAAAAUACCUGGAUUGAAAAAUACGUAGAAUAAGGGAAAGGCAACUACUUAAGUAUAGAGGACUGCUGUACAGCACACAGAAAACAGACGACACUAGCUUUUGAGCUCUUGCUCUUUUUCCAGUAAGAGUACAAACACUCACACACACAACCACACAGACACCUGAACACACACGCUCAUCGUAACAGCAAGACUGCUACCCUGAGUAUGUACGAACAGUUAUACACUUACCCUCUCCAUCUUCCUUGAAAGUUUGUAACAUCAUCACUGAACUGCCCCCUAUGCUUGAUAACAUCUUCAUUGUUUCACAAUGUUUUUAUGCACUCAUUUGGGGAGAGCAGCAUUUAACAAAGUUUUAUGGAAGUUUUAUUUGUUCUCAUCUGAUUUUUAAUUCUUUACAUCAAAUAAAGACUCAGCUUCACCACUUCAUUUUAUCAAAAUCACUUUGCAAACUUAUUCAUAACAUAAUGAAUGCUGUCAGAACUUGUGUGAUAAUGAGAGAAUAAAUAUUACUGGCAUAUGUUGCCCCAUCCUUCUAGCUGUAUAAUAUGUAUGCAAUAAAAAUGAUGACAUCUAAGUAGUGCUG